Messenger RNA from Diospyros lotus (date-plum), 896 nucleotides. RefSeq names its product OVARIAN TUMOR DOMAIN-containing deubiquitinating enzyme 3. NCBI's taxonomy places the organism in Eukaryota, Viridiplantae, Streptophyta, Magnoliopsida, Ericales, Ebenaceae. Gene Ontology annotation, molecular function: cysteine-type deubiquitinase activity. Bases 81 to 761 code for a protein of 226 amino acids. Gene Ontology annotation, cellular component: cytosol; nucleus. The record is from RefSeq and is a predicted model, not a curated record. Gene Ontology annotation, biological process: endoplasmic reticulum unfolded protein response; protein deubiquitination. The transcript is spliced from 8 exons.
CCCAAAACAAACCCGUGAAAACGUUUUAUCCGCUUGGGGCUGGUCGUUUCCUGCUCCGGCUUGUAGUUCGCGUAGACUUCAUGGCGAACAAGCACUCCAACGAGACCGUGCUUGAGCAGCUGAAACAUGGACUCGCCGAGUUCGAGCUCGUCUCUUCUCCCGUUGCUUCGGUGUCGACUCGCAAGAUACGCACACUUUCCACUUCAACCCUGCUUCUUUGCGAUAACGCCCAUCGGUUCUUUGCCAGAAUCGGCCCAUCUCUGGAUGGAGCUUCACCAGCAAUGAAAAAAGUGGAACAUUACUCAGUUCAGAAAGUCACGGGUGAUGGACGCUGUCUGUUUCGUGCAUUGGUCAAAGGGAUGGCUUUCAGCAAGGGAAUCGCUCUUAACCCACAGAAAGAGAGAGAAGAUGCGGAUGAACUUCGGAUGGCUGUAAAAGAGGUCAUUUGUGAUAAUGAUAAAGAACGCCUCCAGUAUGAAGAGGCGUUGGUUGCAAUUACUGUUGAAGAGUCUCUGAAACGUUACUGCCAACGGAUUAGACGAUCUGACUUCUGGGGAGGAGAAUCAGAACUUCUGGUACUGUCGAAGUUGUGUUGCCAGCCAAUCAUUGUAUAUAUACCAAAACAUGAGCAUACAAGAGGUGGAUGGGGCUCUGGUUUUAUCCCCAUAGCAGAGUAUGGAACAGAGUUUGGCAACGCAAAAGGUAGGAAAAUUGUGAGGCUAUUGUACAGUGGUAAUAACCACUAUGACUUACUUGUGUAGCCACUUCACUAAUUGUUGAAUUUUUGUGCCGGAGCUAUGCAUUAAUGUAGUUUUUGUACCAAAUGGCGUUUGUUAAAAUGAGAAAAAUAAGACUGUAUUAAAAUAAAUUUGGAAUACUUUCUCGAUCAAGAUAUG